AUUGUCUUUGGCAUCUUGCAGAUAGAACUGUGUUAGACAUCGCUUGCGCUCUAAGUAGAUAAAAGUAUCUCCAAAAAUAAUUUGACUGUACAUUAAAACAGAAAAGGCAAACCAAUUUUGGAGAUGCGGGGGAUCGAACCCCGUGCCUCUCGCAUGCAAAGCGAGCGCUCUACCAUUUGAGCUACAUCCCCAUAUGUCUUAAGCUUUAAUUUGUUUAUAUAAAUACAGUGUUCAACCAAAAUAUCUAUCAUAACAACAAACUACGAAUAAGUAGAAAGUACAACUAACAAAACUGAAAUAGCUACGAAUAAGUAGUAAGUACAACUAACAGAACUGAAAUGAUUAGUGAGAAAUGCGUUAACCACACAAUUAUCUUAGAUGCGGCGUGCAACAACCCGAGAGGGCCCCCGCAUAGUUUGUCAGUUUCUUUUUCUUAUUGUACGUUUUACAAAUCCAACUUACUAAAUAUAGUUUUAUUUCUCUCUAAAAAUGUUCACACUUAAAUACAAUCAGUUUUUAUUCACACUACAAACCAUAUAUCGUAUUUGGAACUUUGUAACCAACUGAUUGACUUACAAGUUUCUUUACAUAUAUAUAUAUAUAUAUAUAUAUAUAUAUAUAUAUAUAUAUUAUCAAAUCAACUUUCAUUUUCCAAGUUCUCUACAUCAUAUCCUGUCUAUUUCGUGCUUCUCCUAAAAGAGUGAUCUUAAGACCCAAUCAUCAUGAGAAUGUUUCUAGCUCUCUUGCUUCUCUUGGCCUUGAGGCCCUUGACCACAUCUUCAAAUGCAACUUACUGUCUCUGCAAAGAUGGGACAGAAGACAACGCACUUCAAGCAUCAAUAGACUAUGUUUGUGGAAAAUUAGAUUGCAACCCAAUCCGUGACAAGGGUGCUUGUUAUCAACCAGACACCAUCAAAAGCCAUUGUGAUUGGGCUGUUAACAGCUACUUCCAGAGUCAAGCUCAAGCCCCUGGAAGCUGCGUAUUCACUGGAACUGCCACUACCAGUCAAAACCCACCUUCAAAUUUGGUUACCGGAUGUGUCUAUCCUUCAAGCCCUAGCUCUCCAGGGUGUUCUCCUUCAACCAACGGUGCUUCCAGUUUGGUCAUUUCCCCUGCUUUCGCAAUCUGUUUAUCAACACUAGCGUUUCUGAUGUAACGUUCGUGUGGAGACAAAGACAUCCACAUGGGUCCGUCUUUGGUUCCCUUUUGGGUGGAAAAGGAAGCUUCAGUGGUCAUUGUGGUUUAUAAUUAUGUUGUUGCAUUUAUGGGAAAGUUGCUCUAAUUAGAAUCUUGAGUAAAUAAAUAAAAUAAAAACAGAGCAUUAUGAUAAAGACUUGUCAAUAAAAAGAUACCAUAUUUUUAUAAUUUCUAAUGAUCAAUCAUAUAGACUAAAGCAAAAUUUAU
Molecule: messenger RNA, 1405 nt
Organism: Brassica rapa (field mustard)
Lineage: Eukaryota; Viridiplantae; Streptophyta; Magnoliopsida; Brassicales; Brassicaceae
Product: PLASMODESMATA CALLOSE-BINDING PROTEIN 1-like
Source: RefSeq, a predicted model, not a curated record